AACAGCUGUCGAGUGCAGUCCGGUGGACGCGUGUGUGUUGGAGUGAUGAUUGAUGUUAAUUGUCGCUCGUCAGCUCCGGAGUAAAAAAAAAUAAAAGAAAAAAACUCAUGAGUAGUUUGAGUGCUGGUGCUUGGUACUCGAUGUGCGAGACGUUUGUCGAGAUAAAUCGUUGGUACAGUUGUUGUCAAUGCGAUUGUUAUAUUGAUAAGGUGUUCAGCGUGAGUAUGAUCUGCACCGGACUGACAUCCACCGAUUUUUAUGAGAUUCUUGGGCCACUCCAGGUAUUUCAGGGAGGGACACAAUUGUCUCGUGAUUUAUGAUCUGUUGGGAAGUUUAAAAAAAUUGUCGACGGAUUUUGGGUUUAUACGUGGGACAGAGGCAUCAGGGUUUAGGUAUGCUGGAGAAGCCGAAAAUUGUACGAGCGUUUAGUCAUGAUAUAAUUUAUCGUGAAAGUAUUUGAAUAGAGUCAAGAUGGCUAUUGGAAGUGUAAUCUGCGGUGCGAACGUUCCAAAAGCAAAGAAAAAGAAGGCAAAGACUCAGGAGCGCAGCUGGAUCGAGGCAACAUUUCAGAAACGAGAGUGUACAAAAUUCAUACCCAGUGCCAAAGAUGAGCAUAGGCUUGAAGACAUACAAGGAGAUAAAAGUGCCGAAUACGACGUGAUCACCACCUCCAGGUGCUGCUGUGGUCACUCGUACACGCAUCAUUGUGGAACUGGGGCGGAUGUCCAGAAUUUUGCAACUGGAACUGCUGCCGAGGCCGAGCGAGAGCAGUGGUCACCUGGGAAAAACACCAAACCAGCACCAACUGAUGCAUAUGGUACUAUCGAAUUCCAGGGGGGACCACAUCCGACUAAAGCUCAAUACGUUCGGAUCGCCCACGACACUCGGCCCGAGCCAAUUGUUCAACUAUUGUGCCGUGAAUGGAAUCUGGGUUUACCUCGUUUACUGAUAACAGUUCACGGUGGUCGUUCUAAUUUCGAGCUCCAGCCGACAUUGAAAAAAGUAUUACGCAAGGGUUUGCUGAAGGCCGCCAAGACAACAGGAGCAUGGAUUUUCACCGGUGGAACGAAUACUGGUGUCACGCGUCAAGUUGGGGAUGCACUCCUGCUGGAGCGCUCCCAGCGACAGGGAAGAGUGGUAAGCAUUGGAAUAGCCCCCUGGGGAAUACUGGAGAAGAGUCAUGAACUUGUUGGUCGUGGUGGAGAGGUGCCUUAUGACUCCAUGGCCUCCCCCUGGUCAAAAUUUGCAGUGCUGAAUAAUCGUCACGCAUAUUUCCUCCUGAUCGACAAUGGUACAGGUGGUCGAUACGGUGCAGAGAUAGUCCUUCGUCGUAAACUCGAGAAAUAUAUCUCAAACCUGAACCUCCAGCCAUACACGCACAGUAGUAUCCCAGUGGUGGCAUUAGUUAUCGAGGGUGGAACAAAUACUAUUCGUUCGGUGCUCGAAUAUGUCACGGAUGAGCCACCUGUACCUGUUGUUGUCUGUGAUGGUUCUGGGCGUGCAGCAGACCUUAUCGCCUUCAUGCAUAAAUAUGCCACUGAGAGUGAUGAUACCAAGGGUGGAAGCACUGAUGGACCGUUGGAGAGCAUGAAAGAGCAUUUAUUAGAAACAAUUAAGCACACAUUCAAAGUAUCACCUGAGCAGGCAGCCCAGUUGUACUCUGAAUUGCUUCAGUGUACUCGUAAAAAACAUUUAAUAACUGUGUUCAGGAUAACUCAAGAUCGACCACAAGAGCUCGACCAAACGAUCUUGACAGCCCUCUUCAAAUCCCAGCAAUUAUCCCCAGCCGAACAACUGUCCUUAUCAUUAAUCUGGAAUCGUGUAGACAUAGCGAGAAGUGAAAUAUUCGUUUACGGUCAAAAAUGGCCACCAGGUGCUCUUGAUCAGGCAAUGAUGCAGGCACUGCAGCACGAUAGAAUAGAUUUCGUUAAAUUACUCCUAGAGAAUGGUGUAUCAAUGAGAAAAUUUUUAUCAAUACCCCGUUUGGAGGAGUUGUACAAUACUAAAGAAGGACCAUCGAAUACCCUGGGAUAUAUACUCCGCGAUGUGAGGCCACAUAUACCAAGGGGAUAUAUUUACACACUUCACGAUAUCGGUCUCGUGAUUAAUAAAUUAAUGGGUGGUGCUUACAGGCAUCAGUACACACGUCGUAAAUUUCGACUGAUAUAUGCUAAAGUUAUGAAACGCUCGGGUGGUCAUCUCCAGCAGCACAGAAAUAGUAUGGCAACUGGAAUUAAAUUUUACUCGGGCUCUGGUGAGAAGUCGCACGGUUUGACGAUGAGUCUUCUGGCUGAGACACUGCCAGCUAACAGAGAUACACCAUUAUUCGAUUAUCCGUUCAAUGAGCUACUCAUCUGGGCAGUUCUCACUAAGAGACAGCAAAUGGCACUUCUCAUGUGGCAGCAUGGAGAGGAGGCACUUGCCAAGGCUCUUGUUGCACUCAAAUUGUAUAAAGCUAUGGCCCAUGAGGCCGCUGAGGACGAUCUGGAGACUGAGGUCUACGAUGAACUCAAGGGAUAUGGCAAAGAGUUCGAGAAUAUCGCACUGGAGUUAUUGGACUACUGCUAUCGCCAGGAUGACGAUCAGACUCAGCAAUUAUUAACAUCGGAAUUGCAAAAUUGGUCGGGUCAGACAUGUCUGUCACUCGCUGUCACGGCAAAUCAUCGUCCAAUUCUCGCGCACCCAUGCAGUCAGAUUAUUCUCGCUGAUCUUUGGAUGGGUGGCUUGAGAACGAGAAAGAAUACGAAUCUCAAGGUGGUGUUGGGGCUUGUGUGUCCUUUUUACAUCAUGAAGCUGGACUUCAAGACGAGGGAGGAGCUACAGCUGAUGCCUCAGACGCAAGAGGAACACUUGAUUGCCCUCGAGGAUGAGAACGAGGACAGCGAAUCUGAACAUGGUACACCAGUUGGUCCAGAUGUCGAGAAACGUCUACGCAGGAACCUGAGCAUUUGCAACAAACCCACGAGCCAGCCAGCCCCUAAGGCUUUGAUAAGCAAUGAGCACAGUACGACAAUUGCCAAAGAGACUAUUGUUCAGGAAAAUGGAAAAGUACUUACGGACAACGACGACAAUCUUCAUCGUCCCUAUGGCCUUCUAUCGGAAUAUUAUGAUAAUAAAACAAAUCGACCAUUACGAUUAAAAAAAAAAUUGUAUGAAUUCUACACUUCGCCUAUCACUAAAUUUUGGGCCAAUGCUAUAGCAUAUAUGAUUUUCCUACUGCUCUUCUCCUACUGCAUCCUGGUGAGAAUGACUGAAUACCCGGGAUUAGCUGAGCUUUACGCAAUAGCUUACAUAUGUACCCUAGGCUGUGAAAAAGUUCGCGAGAUAGCGACAUCCGAGCCAGCAACAAUGUUCCACAAAUUCAGUGUGUGGUCGUGGAAUAUGUGGAAUCCCUGUGACGCUGCAGCAAUAAUAUUCUUUUUAAUAGGUUUAGCCUUAAGAGUAAGACAAUCGACCUUCGAUCUUGGACGAGUAAUGUACUGCGUGGACUGCAUCUACUGGUACUUGAGAAUCCUCAAUAUCCUGGGUGUUAAUAAAUACCUGGGGCCCCUCGUCACAAUGAUGGGAAAAAUGGUGAAGAACAUGAUCUACUUCGUUGUUCUACUGCUGGUGGUGUUAAUGAGCUUCGGAGUUUCUCGACAUGCGAUUCUCAAUCCGAAUUCCGAUCCCCAGUGGAUAAUAAUCCGCGACAUCUUCCUCCAGCCUUAUUUCAUGUUGUACGGUGAAGUUUAUGCAGACGAAAUAGCACCCGAUUGUGGUGACGAGCCCUCAAUGAGUCCAUGCCUUCCAGGUCGCUGGAUAACUCCAAUCGUUAUGUCAAUGUACCUCUUGGUGGCGAAUAUUCUUCUGAUAAAUCUCCUCAUCGCGGUUUUUAAUAACAUCUUCAUCGAGGUAAACGCAGUUGCCCACCAGGUGUGGAUGUUCCAACGUUUUACAGUUGUAAUGGAGUACGAGCAGAAACCAGUGCUGCCUCCUCCCUUCAUCGUCUUCUCUCACAUCUACCUCCUGGGUCGCUAUAUUUUUCGUUACCUAACUCAGGGUGAGAUGCGUUCUUUAGAGACAUACGAUAAUGGGCUGAAGCUCUUUCUGGAAGCCGACGACAUGGAACGACUGUACGACUUCGAGGAGGACUGCGUCGAGGGUUAUUUCACCGAGCAGCAGCUCAAGCUCCAGAUGUCCACCGAGGAACGAGUGAAACUCACAACCGAGAGGGUUGAGAAUAUGUCGCAGAAGUUGGAGGAUAUCGACAAGAAGGAGAACAGUCAGAUCGCCUCGACUCAGGCUGUGGAGUUUCGUAUUCGUAAACUGGAGGAGCUGAGUGAGCAGACACUUGCACACUUGGGGGUUAUCCACAGAUUCAUGGCUACUCACAUGCAGAAUGAGAAUCUCUCCAGUCUGGAUAUUGAAAUUCGUCCACGAAGAGUUUCAGAGAGAUCAGAGGUGAUUUCAGAGGCAGACUCUCAUCCCCACCUACCAGGGCUCUUUCCCAGGAGAAGAUUGUUGAGAUCAUUGACUGAUGCUCCAGUGCUACAUCAUCCCUCGGGUGAUGAUGAUACGAUUAAACAGUCUGAGACAACAUCUAGAGAGAAUCUCAGUAGGAAUGAGUCAUCUUCUAGUGGAGAUGUUCCUACCACUGGUCCAGAUGAGAAAAAAACAGCAACGACGAGUCAAGAGGAGAGUGGAGGGAGUAAGGAUAUUCCAGAGGGUGAUGUGAAGAAGCCAGAGGUGGAAAGGGAUACUAGCAGUGAUGUGCCAAUGUCUGACCUUCGUCAGGACUCGUCUGAGCGUCCAACCAGACAAACCAGUAGAUCAAGAUCUGAAUCUGACGAUGCCAUGCAUCUGGCACCCCCUGGAUUGCAGAAAGGGGUCAAGUGGGCUGACCCCAGGGUCGCAAUCAUCUCAGGAUCCACUGGAGGGCAUCCCAGAUCGACUCUACUAGCCAUGAGAAAUGAGUACACAAGUAUUACUGAUGAGCUCGAGGGCUACUGUGGCCUUCUGAGUCCUCCAAGGACACCUCCUGUCUCACCACCUCCCUCCAGGGCUAGACACGUCAUUGAUAUGUCUGAUCCUGAGAUUGCACUUGAGUUUGAGAAUGAACAUCUCAGGGAUGCUGAGGCAUGUGAUUAUCAGCAGAUGGAGGAUCUUAUUCAGAGGAGGUACAGGCGGGAGGACGAUGAUUCUGAUACUGAUGACGUUGUACAACCACCGUUUUAUGUUGCUAAUGAACAUCGGUUGAGGAGGUCCAUUGCUAUCGAUGAGGAGGGCAAGACUGUUCAUCAGCGUAGAAGGGUGGUACCACCCACCAUCAGUGUCACCAGGGAAAUUGAACAGACUUUGUCAAGGCCACCGGCUAUUAGGGACUCGGAUGCUUCUGAACCGAGUGAUAAGAAUAAUCCUGGACCUGCACCUGCUUCCGAAACUAUGUGCUAGGGCGGUUCAGGGAAUGUUGAAAUUCGUGGGAGACGUGGAACAAUGCUUUAUCGAAAAAUCCUUCUCUCGAGAAAUUCUCGCGAAUUUCUAGUGGAACUUCUCCCAUUUGAUUGUGGAAAUUCCAGAAAUUUUAAUUUUAUGUCAGGUUUUUAUGUAAUUUUUUUGGGUUGGAGUGGAGUGGAUGUGAUCAAUUCGAAAUCUAUCUGAUUUUAUCACUCCGCUACUUUCUCAAAACUCAAACAGCAUUUUUAUUUACGGUUCAUCCGCCUGCACUCAUCCAAAGUUGGCUGAAUUACUUAAGCAUUCAGCUGGGUUAAUUAAUUAUUUUUAUUGUACUUAUAUUAGCAAUUUGCGUGUGACAGUGAUUGUUUUUUAGGUAAUUGGCUAUUUUCAAUGUGAUUAUGAAAUCUUGUGUCCAUUUUCUAUUUCAAAUCUGAAAUUGUUGUUGAGAUGAUUUUUUUUUUGCAAUUUCACGAUAAUUAGAUGAAUUUUAUUACUCUAGUCUGCAUAACACGAAAUCAAUUUUUAUCACUGGUUUACUGAUACUUUUAGCCUUUUAUUGAGGUACCACAAUACUGUACAAAGAAAAAAUUCGUAGGAUAGAUCGAUGUAUCCGAAUAAUUGGCAAUUAAUAAUUGCUCAAGUCACGUACUGGCAUGAAAUUUCGACGCGUGACAAAUGAAAAUAAAGUAAUCUAUUUUUUAAUCGAAGGCAGUUUGUAAAUACGGAAUUCUAGUUUUUUUCGCUCACUGUGGUAUUUUCAUUUUUAUCUGCACAUUUAUAUUUCAACGAGAUAAUGCCAAUUUUGCUCAAAUGACGAUUCGCUUUGACUCAUCUCAUUUUAUCAAUUCGCUAUUGAAUAAAAUAUCGUUUACUCGCCCUUUAUCUCGAAUUAUUCUUAUCAAAAGUCUUCGAUAUUUCGGGCGAUUCGUGAGAGAAUAUCGUCAUGUGAUUUGCUUGGAUUUGUAGAAUGAUGAAAAGUUGGACGAGUAAAUGAAGUAGAUUAUAAUCAUGAAUAUUAAUUACUUAGUAAUGCCUCUGUUCAUUCGAAACUCUAGAGUGAGGCUGAAUCAAAACUGCAGAUUUAUUAUAUUUUUUAGAUAUUCUAAGUGUAACACAUGAGCCCUAUUUUUCAUCGAUGAAUUGUAUCAUGUAUUUCGGAAUGGUCAAUAAUUAUCAGACAUUCCACUGGCAUCCGAAUUUCUUCUGAAUGUAACUGACAGUUCUUUGAGCUUAAUGUUAUCAACAAAUUCCACUGAAAAAUAUUGGAAAUAACGCAAGUGAUCGAUCGAAUAUGUGAUAUCCACGUGGCGAGAAAAGUCGAACACAAAUAAUUAAAAAUCAUUUAGGAAAAAAUCUAUCAAUUCCAUACCGAAACCGUUAUUUGUAAAUCCUCGCGUAUAAACAAUAAAUAAUAAAUAAUCUCUGAGACUCGAUUAUGCUCCGUGAUUCCACGAAUUAUCCAGCAAAUUUCGACAACGAAAUAAUUACCGAAUGGAUUACUCCGAUAAUUUAUUUGCGAUAUAUCCGUCAAUUAAUUAAAACUCAGGGUCAAUGAAAGGAGAAAUUGAAUUGUUCCGUUGAUAAUGGAAUCCAUGUACUUUAAUUUAGUCAAAUUGGAUGUCCUCAGAGAAUUCGAUCGAUCGUUUGAGUGAAUAUUUCCAUGACCCUCACAAAGACUUAAAUUUCAUCCUGAGAUCCGAAGUUAUUGAAUCGAACAUGAAAACAAUAUAUUUUUCAUGCGAUACGUGUGCUGAAAUACUUAUUAUUUUUCAUGUAAAAAAUAAUGGAUUAAUCCGCUUGCAAGUGAAUGAAUUCACCCCCACGAAUAAAAAGUACAAAAAUCGGAGGUGAAUUGAAUAUCAGAAUUAACCCACCCAGCAGAGAAAGUAUUAGAAGCUGACAAAUUGUAAUGAAAAAUGAUACGUUACACUCGUUCCCUAAAUAUUUUAUUUUUCUUAAUACCAACGACAACUGUCUUAAGCGGUGAGUUAAUCUACCCGAUUGUAAAUCACAUAUCAAUUUCCCUGUCCGAUCUCACAAUAGGCCAUAAUUCUCUUCCAGAAGAAUCAAACAAUUUUAAUAUUCGAAAAAUCGUGUGUCCUACUGUGAGAUUGGACUCGUCGAUGAGAGAUAACAAGAGGGGAAUAGAAAUAACUGUAGUAUUAACGAUAGCCUCGGAAAGUUCUAGAUAAAGAAAUGUAAACAUCAA
Fopius arisanus is the source of this 7642-nucleotide messenger RNA. RefSeq names its product transient receptor potential cation channel, subfamily M (gene Trpm). The transcript is spliced from 17 exons. The record is from RefSeq and is a predicted model, not a curated record. The coding region runs from base 472 to 5430 and encodes 1652 amino acids. Gene Ontology annotation, molecular function: monoatomic cation channel activity. Gene Ontology annotation, cellular component: plasma membrane. Gene Ontology annotation, biological process: monoatomic cation transmembrane transport; protein tetramerization; metal ion transport. Lineage: Eukaryota; Metazoa; Arthropoda; Insecta; Hymenoptera; Braconidae.